This is a messenger RNA of Molossus molossus (Pallas's mastiff bat), 2754 nucleotides long. It is a transcript of the gene MALT1, whose product is annotated as MALT1 paracaspase. The record is from RefSeq and is a predicted model, not a curated record. The transcript is spliced from 16 exons. Bases 63 to 2573 code for a protein of 836 amino acids. Gene Ontology annotation, biological process: proteolysis. Lineage: Eukaryota; Metazoa; Chordata; Mammalia; Chiroptera; Molossidae. Gene Ontology annotation, molecular function: cysteine-type endopeptidase activity.
CCGCCCUGCCGCCGCGGCGAGCGAGGGGGCGAGCGGAAGGUGCGCUGGAGCUGACGCCCGCGAUGCGAGCAGCGGCAGUCGCGGCGUCGCCGGCACGGGACAUGCCGCUGUGCGGGGAGCCGCAGCAGGCCCUGUCGCCCCCGGCCUCGCAGCUGCCCCCGCUCGCGCCCUCGGGACCGCCGCUCUCCGCUCCGAGCAGCGCGACCCUCAACCGUCUUCCGGAGCCGCUGCUGCGGAGGCUCAGCGGGAGCUUGGACCGAGCGCCCGAGGGCCGGGGCUGGAGGAGGCUGGCCGAGGUGGCGGGGAGUCGGGGGCGCCUCCGGCUGAGUUGUCUGGACUUGGAGCAAUGUUCUCUUAAGGUCUUGGAGCCUGAAGGAAGCCCAAGCCUAUGUCUCCUGAAGCUAAUGGGUGAAAAAGGUUGUACAGUCUCGGAGCUGAGUGACUUCCUGCAGGCUAUGGAACACACUGAAGUUCUUCAGCUUCUCAGUCCCCCAGGAAUAAAGAUCACUGUAAACCCAGAAUCAAAGGCAGUCUUGGCUGGACAGUUUGUGAAGCUGUGUUGCCGGGCAACUGGACAUCCUUUUGUACAGUAUCAAUGGUUCAAAAUGAAUAAAGAGAUUCCAAAUGGAAAUGCCUCAGAACUGGUUUUUAACACAGUGCAUGUAAGAGAUGCAGGCUUUUAUGUCUGCCGAGUGAACAAUAGCUGCACCUUUGAAUUCAGCCAGUGGUCACAGCUGGAUGUGUGUGAUGUCACAGAAUUAACAGAAAGCUUCCAGGGAAGUUUGGAAGGCAUCUCUGAGUCCAAGUUGCAAAUCUGUGUUGAGCCGAGGUCCCAAAAGCUGAUGCCCGGCAGCACUUUGGUCCUGCAGUGCGUUGCUGUGGGGAGCCCCAUUCCUCACUACCAGUGGUUCAGAAACGAGUCCCCGCUAGCUCAUGAGACAAAAAAGAUAUACAUGGUGCCUUAUGUGGAUUUGGAACAUCAAGGAACCUAUUGGUGUCAUGUAUAUAAUGAUCGAGACAGUCAAGAUAGCAAGAAGGUAGAAAUCAUCAUAGAUGAAUUACAUCAUCUUGGGCAUCCUGAUAAUAAAGAGCAAACAGCUGACCAACCUUUGGCAAAGGACAAAGUUGCCCUUUUGAUAGGAAAUAUGAAUUACUGGGAGCAUCCCAAGCUUAAAGCUCCUUUGGUGGAUGUGUAUGAAUUGACCAACUUGCUAAGACAGCUAGAUUUCAAAGUCGUUUCGUUGUUGGAUCUGACUGAAUAUGAGAUGCGUAACGCUGUGGAUGAAUUUUUACUACUUUUAGACAAAGGAGUAUAUGGAUUAUUAUAUUAUGCAGGACAUGGUUAUGAAAACUUUGGGAACAGCUUUAUGGUUCCUGUUGAUGCUCCAAAUCCAUAUAGGUCUGAAAACUGUCUGUGUGUACAAAAUAUACUGAAAUUGAUGCAAGAAAAAGAAACUGGACUCAAUGUGUUCUUGUUGGAUAUGUGUAGGAAAAGAAACGAUUAUGAUGAUACCAUUCCAAUCUUGGAUGCACUGAAAGUCACCGCCAACAUUGUGUUUGGAUAUGCCACGUGUCAAGGAGCAGAAGCUUUUGAGAUCCAGCAUUCUGGAUUGGCAAAUGGAAUCUUCAUGAAAUUUUUAAAAGAUAGAUUAUUGGAAGACAAGAAAAUUACUGUGUUACUGGAUGAAGUUGCAGAAGAUAUGGGUAAAUGUCAUCUUACCAAAGGCAAACAAGCUCUAGAGAUUCGAAGUAGCUUAUCUGAAAAGAGAGCACUGACGGAUCCGAUCCAAGGAACAGCGUGUUCGGCAGAGUCUCUGGUGCGGAACCUGCAGUGGGCCAAGGCACAUGAACUUCCAGAAAGUAUGUGUCUUAAAUUUCAAUGUGGUGUUCAGAUUCAAUUAGGAUUUGCAGCUGAGUUUUCCAACGUCAUGAUAAUCUACACAAGCAUAGUCCACAAACCACCUGAUAUAAUAAUGUGUGAUGCCUAUGUUACCGAUUUUCCACUUGACCUAGAUAUAGAUCCAAAAGAUGCAAAUAAAGGGACACCUGAAGAAACUGGCAGCUAUUUAGUAUCCAAGGAGCUUCCCAAGCAUUGCCUCUAUACCAGACUCAGUUCACUGCAAAAAUUAAAGGAACAUCUGGUCUUCACAGUGUGCCUAUCGUAUCAGUACUCGGGAUUGGAAGAUACCAUCGAGGAAAAGCAGGAAGUGAAUGUGGGGAAACCUCUCAUUGCUAAACUGGACAUCCAUCGAGGCCUGGGAAGGAAGACCUGCUCUCAGACGUGUGUCAUGUGCACCGACCCCUACCAGAGCUCUGCGUCCAGCUCAGCGGGAGCGGGGCAUUAUCACUCUUCUCAAGACUCGUUCCUUGGAGUCUACCAUUCUCCUCUCAGUAACUCAAGUAGUGUCAUGCUGUCAGAUGGCUGUCGUUGCAGCCGGACUGCACAUGCGUUUGUUUCAAGUCACCAUACCCACCACUACUCAUGUCAGUUUGGGAGAAGUAACGUGCCCGUCGAGACAGCCGAUGAAUUGCCCUCCAGCUUCUCUGAUGGGCUCAGGAUUACUGAAAAGUGACCUUGUUUUUGAAAGUUAUCAUAAUUACUAGAUGCCUGAUAUGCAACAGUCUUAGAGAAAGUGAGGUAUUGUAAAAAGGCACAUAUGUAUAUGUAGAGAGAAAAUUAACAGCUGUUUCAUGGCAAGCUCAGGACUUGGAAGUGUUGGAAUUGUAGUAUUUAACCACAUACUCCCUCAUCCU